GGGGUUCAGUCAGGGUCCUGCCUCACGUCAGGGCACUCGAGAGCACCUCCGCUCGUCUCGAACGAGCCGAUUUCGCAAUCGCACUUCGUUGACAAUCGAGCAGUUCUCGCAAAGCAAACUGAUUCGUGAGAGAAUAAAUAAAGCCCGAAGGACCACGCGCUCAGAGAUUUUCGGCGUGUUCCCUCACGAGCUUCGGCUCGAAAGCGAUUUUUCAAAUAAAUCGACCGAGCGUUUCUUGCCUUCGUUAUAAAUCGGUCGAUCCGAAGCAAGCAACGUCGAUCAUUCCGAUCCAACGAUCAGCUCGUCGGUAGUGAGGAUUUUCAAAUCCACCAAAAGUUUAUUCCGAAGUUUAUCGAUUCUGGAUAUCACACGUGUCUUCGGUGAAACUCUGCAUUGAUGCGACUCUUUCGCUCCUCUGUGACUCAAGCGCUUUUCGUUACGUGUUUAAGUUUCGUCGGCAAGUGUUACCUCCCACCCCCCUCGCUGCCCCUGUUCUCGAUUAUUACUCACUUUUGUUAUCCGUGUGGCUCUCGAUGAGCGAACUGAAGGACUAACCAGCCAGGAAACUGUAAUACAAUCGUCAUGUGUGAAGCGGUACCGAGGACGUGGUUGGUGAGACCGGAACUGCACUGCAGUUCGGUCGGUGUUCCCGUCGGCGCGUUAUCCCCACCGGCAACAUUAUCGCCACCGAGCAGUCCUUGCGUGAUGCCGGCGUCCCCGUGGAGUCCAGGUGGUCCCGGCAGCAGUUCCAGCAGCAACGGUGCCACAGUCUCAUCCCUGAACCCGACGAAUCAGCCGAUUCCGAGUGGUCAGCAGCCACCUGACCAUCGUCUGAGCGCAUUUACCUUCGUCUCCGGUUACAACAAUCCAGAUCAUCGAGUACAGAAAUUGCCACCAGCCGGUGGCCUCGUAGCGGCUGGACCGACCGGUGCACGAGAAAUGCGAUGUGGUUUAAUGUACAACGGCUACGGUACGGCCUGGUGGGCCCAUCACGCCGUCGGCCUUUUGCUACCUCAUUCCCUUUUAUCGUCGCGAAUACCGACGCAACAGACGACGUCCCUGUCGGAACAUUCCUCGCCAAUUCAUCCGGAACCCCUCAGUCCAACGAGGGCCAGUUCCCCGGUCAGAGGCACGCCAGAAACAACCAAAUACGCUGUGGAAGGCGCCGCCCGUUUCGAGGAGGAAGCUCCCCUCAACCUGAGCACCAAACCCAGCGACGUUUCCUCCAGCUUGUGCCGGAAAAGUGAAAUUUGGUCCCCCGGCUCCGUAUGCGAGAGGGAAGCGAGAGAAACUUCCAGCGGAAACUCCCCUACGACGACGACGCCUCUGAUCACCAGGCAGAUUCACCACUCGCCUUUGACGCCCCCGGCAUCCACCGAAAGAACCUUCCAGUGCAAACAAUGCGGCAAGGCGUUCAAGCGAUCGAGCACCCUGAGCACCCAUCUCCUCAUCCACUCGGACACGAGGCCGUAUCCUUGUCAGUACUGUGGCAAGAGGUUUCACCAGAAAUCGGACAUGAAGAAACACACGUACAUCCACACCGGAGAAAAACCGCACAAAUGCGUAGUCUGUGGCAAGGCGUUUUCUCAGAGCAGCAAUCUCAUAACCCACAUGCGAAAGCACACCGGAUACAAGCCCUUCCAGUGCGGUUUGUGUGACAAAGCGUUCCAGAGGAAAGUCGAUUUGAGAAGACACCGGGAGGGGCAGCAUCCCGCAGCCCCAGCGCUCGAUUAUCGUUCGUUGCAAGUGCCGAGCCAGAAUCAGCAUCGAACAUCGCCGAUCUCGUUCCCGGCUAACGGUUAUCACAUGAUACCGAUCCCGGGCAGCAGCUGAGAUCUUUUUUAAUUCCCUUUUAUCGCACUUCCUCGACGCUCCCGGGAGCAAUCGAUCAACGGGAUUGACAAAAUACGAGUGUUCGCGUCUCGGCCCCGCCAGGGGACUGGAAAACCGUGAUAAACUUCGAGAAACUAUUGAGAAGGAUGAAGAACAAGGAGAUUUGUUAACAAGGUAACUGCGGAGCGAGUUGAAACCAUUGAAAAUGGGUUUUAAACCGUCCUCGAAGCCCGGAACCGUUAACGGAAUAGCAAAAUUUGUUUAAAUUGUCAUUAAGCCCAAUGUAAUUAACAGUAAAACGUGAUUCACUUGACGAUUAAGCACGAACCAUCAGCUGCGAGCGCGUUGAUCUUUCAAACACUGAAAUCAACGAAAAAAAGAAAGUUGAAAAAGACAUUUGUAAAUACAGCGCGAAUAUCGAUCCAGCGAACAGUCCGGAGGUCCGCGAGCACAGAAGCGCGCUCGCGGUGCAUCGUUGACAGCCAGUGACAACGCCGACGAUCCUUCGUCGUCGCAAUAACGUUGUUCGAGUCUCUCGAGCAUGAGUUUCGAGAGCACGAGUGCCUUUUAUCGUUACUUGGAAGGAAGGAAAGGGCGGGGAAACGCGUCGAAAAUACGAGGGACGAAGACGAUUACGGUACCAAGAAUAUCCGACGUGCGAACCAAGCUCAAUCUCAACGAGGGUGAAAAAGCAACGAACGAUUUCGACGGUUUUCAUUGGAGAAAGCGAUCGUCAAAAAUACCUGAAGUGCGCGAUUCCUUGGACGCAAUUAAUCGAAUCGUAAAGUCCCCCAUACUCGAAUCGAAUUCUCCCCUCCCCCUUCGUUCCUACGAAACAUUCUUGAAACAAUUCGACCAUCAUCGAGUCUUUGUAUAACUGUCGCGAGCGAUGUGCGUGUACAUAUAUUUUACGUUAUAAAUAUAUUCAGUGACGAAAGUGUGAACGAGAUGAAUGGGCAGCAAUGUGGAAAAAAGCACGAUGGAACGAGGCAGAAUUUGUAGAAAAUUAAAUGAAAGUACGAUCGUUAAUUCGUCAUUAAUCGAUAACAAGCAUCGCGAGGGUGAGGAUGAAGAGUAAAAACAUUAUUUUCGCACCUCGUACAACACAAUUUUCUCUGUAUAAUCAUGUCUUAAUAAGUAUAGCGUGAACAUGUGUCAUAGUCCAUCGAAGCCAAAGCCGCCCCCGUUGUGGUGGAAGAAAAAUAAAAUUCAAAGUAAAAGAAAUUUUCGUAAUUGGGACAGCGUCGAAAAAGUGGCCUGCGAGGCACACUCGGAGAUUCGUGUAAAUCUCGUUUCAACGGUACCGACCGCAUCCCCUCACGAGACUUUAUCCAGUUUUUCGCUUCCCGAAUAUUUGUUGAAUAAUCCACUUUGUCGGAACGCUUACUCAUUGUAACGAGCGACCAAUUCGAAGACGAUUUCGACCUAUUCAACGAGAUAGAAAUCAUAACGGCUAGAGGACCAAAGAUAGCUUAAGGGCGGGUCGAUAAAAUGGCGGCUCGGCAAUUCUCUUAUUUCAUUUUCGAACGAAAUUACUCCGAGAUCGAAGGAAUUGAAAAAUUGAUGGACAAAUAAUGAGGUCGUAAGGCUAUGUUGAAAUUUUUGUCUAAACGUUGAAACGAAAGAAUUUUUUAAGCGGAGAUAAAGUUAGAUUGCGGAAUUGUCAAGGCUGCCGUGUACUCGAGCCCUAUUGUAAAGUACCAUUAUCAUUAACGAUCGAUUUAUAAGUUUACGAAUUAGUAUCGGAAGGUGCGGUUCCGAAUCCUGUGUGUAUAAAUUGGUUUGUGCGUAAUUUUAAGAUCGUUGCGGCAGGUAAAGCGUAAAAUAAAUUUGUAAAAAAAGAGACGCGAAGCGAAACGAAGGUUGGAAAAGUUGUCCCGCUAAAUGAAUUUCGAGAUUUUCUCAGAAACUAAAAAAUAUUGUAAAGUUUAAACGAAUAAGAAAUAUUGGAAAUGAUAUGUGCGCGAGGUUUGAACGCGGUAUGGAUCUGAAGAAUGAUGCGUAUUAAUCGGUAAAACCAAAAAAUAUGUUUAUUAUUACUAGAGAGGAAAAUAUUGAAUAAAUUGUUUUUUUCUUCUUUCGUAUAAAA
Molecule: messenger RNA, 3922 nt
Organism: Venturia canescens
Lineage: Eukaryota; Metazoa; Arthropoda; Insecta; Hymenoptera; Ichneumonidae
Product: zinc finger protein 16-like
Exons: 6
Coding region: 583-1833 (416 amino acids)
Biological process (GO): regulation of transcription by RNA polymerase II
Molecular function (GO): RNA polymerase II cis-regulatory region sequence-specific DNA binding; DNA-binding transcription factor activity
Source: RefSeq, a predicted model, not a curated record